AAUAGUCAUUUCAAAUUGUGUUUUUUUUUUGUGUGUGUGUGUCUUACUCUUUUCUGUUUUAUCUUUUAUAUGUGGUUUUACUCUUGGCCACCUCUUCAUGGUACAUAUCUUCAAUCUUGGAUGAUAGUUGUGCUGAAGACAGAUUUCAAACAAAUGGCAGAGUGUUCUCAGAAGAUGGUUCUGAAACAAAAGAUGUCUCUUUCUGAAACUGGACAACGGGAAGACGAACUCAGGACAUUUGAGAGGAGAGUGGAACUCAAAGACUCGAUAACUAUGAGAGAAGAAACCUCUUUGAAGAUGGAGAUAGAGUUUGAGAAGACAGAGGAGAGGGGUUCUACGUCAACUAGUGAAGAUCAAAAUGAACUCGUGGAGGAGACUGAGCCAAGAGACAAACCUCAUGAUGAAGAGCACACAGCUCUGAGAAUGAACAAUCAAAAGUCUCUGAUCAGUGUCCAUCCAACUAGUAGAGAAGACGUCUUUCUUCCAUCCAAACAAGACGUCUCAUCUCCAGCUGAAAGAAUUCGUCCAUUGAAGGAAGAAGUUUCUUCUGCUCAUGCUGAAGCCCACGUCUUCUCUGAAUCAGCACCAGCCUCAUCUGAAGACUUAAAUCAAGCUCUUAAAGGGGGAGUUCCAUCCAUUAAAUCCACGUCUACACCCUCUACUCAAAGAGUUUCACCUCCACUCAAACAAGACAUAGCCACCAUUCUUUCCCAUCAUACGGCAGCUCUUCCUAAAACAGAAGAAACACAUGUUAAAAGGAAGGAAGCUCAGAGGGAACAAGAAACUGAACGUCUAGACAAACCAAGGCAUCUUCUGGAAGAAGUGUCUCUUGUAAAAGAACUUGUCGCAGUUUCUGUCCAAGCUCAAAGCCCUUCCCCUGAGAGGACGGUCUGUUUGGAGGAAGAUGUUUCACCAGCUGAGCAAACUCUUCCUCCUGAAGCUGUUGUUGUCCCUGUAUUGAAAGUGUCACUAGGCCAGAAACUUUCUCCUAAAGAUAGAAAACCUCCCAAGCAAGAAAUUCUUUCUUCCAAGAAACCUGCUUCUGCACAGAAAGAACCUGCAAACAAACAUCCAACUGUAAGAGAUGAUGACAAAAAAAUAGAGAUGACGGAACAACGAACUCUUGAGCAAGUUGCCCCCCCAGAGGAGAAGAAACCAUCUGCACCAGAACCAAAAUCUUCACCUCCUCCUCCAGCUCCUCCUGCUCACCAGGUUUCUCCUGCAGUUGCUCUCCCAGAAGAGAAGAAACCAUCUGCACCUGCACCAAAGCCUGCACCUCCUCCUCCUGCUCAGAAAGUUGCACCUCCUGCAGGUAGACGGUUUAGUUACUCCUGUCUAACUGCUCUUCAGAUCUGUCUUCUUAGCUUUCUUCUUGUUUCUUGUGUGUCAUUUUGACCAAGCUGUCUUUUUGGUCGUCAUCUUGGCAUCUUGUGUUUCUAAAGUUGCUCUCCCAGAAGAGAAGAAACCAUCUGCACCUGCACCAAA
Molecule: messenger RNA, 1485 nt
Organism: Mugil cephalus (flathead mullet)
Lineage: Eukaryota; Metazoa; Chordata; Actinopteri; Mugiliformes; Mugilidae
Product: muscle M-line assembly protein unc-89-like
Exons: 3
Coding region: 70-1395 (441 amino acids)
Source: RefSeq, a predicted model, not a curated record